UUACAAGUUGUGGCAUCUCUGGAAAAUUUUUGCCCGCAAAAAUCGAGAUUGUUGAUAAAUGCGCUGUGGAGAGAAACAAGAAUUGUUGAUUCGACAGAUAUUCAUGUGUACACCAAAAUAUGGAGGAUGAUGAUGAUCAUGUGCUGCGUACUCCAGAGAAACAAGAUGUGGGGCCAGGUCUUGCAUUCAUGCCAUUUAUUGUCAUGGAAGAUCUUCAUGACAAACUAAAGCUACUCAAUUAUGAUACUGAAUUUAUCCAGACACUAAAGAUGAAGCCUCUGAGCAGGCACUACUUUGCAAUUAAGACCAACCCUGGUGAACAGUUUUAUCUCUUCACUUCUCUGGCAGCGUGGCUUAUACGCAAAAUGGGUAAAAUAUUUGAACAGCCACAGGAAUAUGAUGAUCCAAACUCUACAAUAUCUGGCAUUCUGGAUGUACUUCGAGAGACUGGAACACCUGUUACUUUUCCGCCAAACAAGCUGAAGCAGGGUUAUGGUGAAUAUGCCAUAUUUGUUCUGGACCAUCUGGUUGAUGCAGCACUGAAGUAUGCGAGCUUUAGUUGGAAAAAACCACAGCCAGCAGUUGAGGUAGAGGCUGAGGAGGAGAUAGAGCAGCUGCAGGAAAACUUCGAAGAAGAAGAACUGACAGCCGAGUAUACAGAUGAGGAAGACGAUGACGAAGAAAAUAUGCUGCAUGUUGAUGACCUCCAUAAACUGAGCUUCAGCAAUGUAGUGGCUACAUCUGAACCACAGAAACCUGAAGAGGUACUGGUCUCUGACAUGGAUGUUGAAAAAUGGAAACUGGAAGUGGAAAGAGUCCUUCCCCAAUUGAAAGUCACAAUCAAACCAGAUGCAAGUGACUGGCGGUCCCGAUUGGAACAGAUGCGAAAACAUCGUACAGGAAUGGAGGAUGCUCUCACAAGUGCGCAGACACAGCUGAGUCGCCUGCAUACUGAUGUGGAACACACACUGGACAAAGUGGCAAGCCGUGAGCGCUAUUUGAAUGCUCAGCUUGAGCCUUUGCUUGUUCAGUAUCGUGCUCUUAAGGAUGAGCAUUCUCGUUUGAGCACAUCCUAUCGUGAAAUGAGUGCCAGGGUUGCAGAGCGUACUAAAAUAUUAUCUCAGCUUUCGGAAGAACUCGAUGCUGUGAAACGGGAAAUGGAAGAACGAAGUUCCAGCAUGACAGAUGGCACGCCAUUGGUGAACAUAAAAAAGGCCAUUACCAAGGUUAAGAGUGAAAUAACAUCAAUGGAUGUGCGAAUUGGAGUAUUGGAGAAUAGCUUGCUACAAGCCAGACUGCGGGACAAGAGCCAGCUGCAACAAGACAUGAAUACACCUGCCUAGUACACUGUGGUAAAGUCUGUACCAGCAGAUUAAGUGGUGCAUUUUCAAACUGUACAAGUAAAAAGUUUUCCAAGAUAUUCAAAAUUCUUGAUACAACGUGAGUGGUCACUUCUUGUGAUAUGGGAAUCUGAAAUCUAUUUACUUGGAAUUAUUGAAAUAUUUUACUGCUGUAUAUAAGAGUUAAAUAAUUUUUAGCAGAAUUGAAGUUGUU
Schistocerca cancellata (South American locust) is the source of this 1554-nucleotide messenger RNA. RefSeq names its product intraflagellar transport protein 57 homolog (gene IFT57). Gene Ontology annotation, cellular component: cilium; centrosome; intraciliary transport particle B. The record is from RefSeq and is a predicted model, not a curated record. The coding region runs from base 120 to 1343 and encodes 407 amino acids. The transcript is spliced from 9 exons. Gene Ontology annotation, biological process: intraciliary transport; non-motile cilium assembly. Lineage: Eukaryota; Metazoa; Arthropoda; Insecta; Orthoptera; Acrididae.